This is a messenger RNA of Xenopus tropicalis (tropical clawed frog), 730 nucleotides long. It is a transcript of the gene mgst2, whose product is annotated as microsomal glutathione S-transferase 2. The record is from RefSeq and is a predicted model, not a curated record. Gene Ontology annotation, molecular function: enzyme activator activity. NCBI's taxonomy places the organism in Eukaryota, Metazoa, Chordata, Amphibia, Anura, Pipidae. The coding region runs from base 51 to 500 and encodes 149 amino acids. The transcript has 5 exons. Gene Ontology annotation, biological process: leukotriene metabolic process; cellular oxidant detoxification. Gene Ontology annotation, cellular component: membrane; endoplasmic reticulum membrane.
GCACAGCCCUUCUCUCUGACUCUCUCACUCUUUCUCACUCCUGCCAAAACAUGUCUGCGGAUAUUGUCCUACUCGCUACGGUGUCUUUCAUUUCUGCCUGCCAGCAAGCAUACUUUGCCAAACUGGUGGGAAAAUAUCGAAUGAAACAUAAGGUCAAUCCUCCUGCAGUUACCGGACCUCCAGAGUUUGAGAGAGCGUUCAGAGCGCAGCAGAACUGUGUUGAGUUUUCUGCAAUAUUUUUGGUCGAUCUUUGGGCUGCUGGGUGGUUUUUUAAUCAAGGAUUAGCAGCAGUGUUUGGGCUUGUAUACAUUUAUGGUCGCCAUUUAUACUUUCAUGGCUAUGUGGAAUCAGCUAAAGGAAGGCUUCCAGGGUUUUCAUUAUGCAAACUGUCCUUGGUCUGCUUACUGGUUAUGGCUUCAGCUGGGCUAAGCAACAGCCUCCUAGACAAGUACUGUGACAUCAACUUGAUCAGCCGACUGCAGCGCCUGAUAUUUGGAUGAGGAAUCAGAUGGUGUACAUGUUAGGGAAGGUGUUUUUUACUGUUUAUUGUUUUUUUAAGUGCAGUAUUUAAGAGAAUUGAAUUUUUGUAUCACAAUGGGACACCUCUCCUCCAUUAAAUUGUCUUAGUAAACACUGCUAAAAAGUAAAACACCUUAAGAACUAGAUAGGUGGGUUAUUUGUGGCUGAGUUGUGUUAUGUUGUCUAUUGAAUAUAGAGGGAAUAAGUAUCA